Molecule: messenger RNA, 1586 nt
Organism: Octodon degus (degu)
Lineage: Eukaryota; Metazoa; Chordata; Mammalia; Rodentia; Octodontidae
Gene: Cfap157
Product: cilia and flagella associated protein 157
Exons: 9
Coding region: 15-1550 (511 amino acids)
Biological process (GO): sperm axoneme assembly
Cellular component (GO): cilium; ciliary basal body
Molecular function (GO): microtubule binding
Source: RefSeq, a predicted model, not a curated record
ACAGUGGGGGCAGCAUGGCUCCCAAAAAGAAGACAAACAAGGGAGACAAGGAGAAGAAAGGAGGCAAGAAGGAUCCAGGCGCAGCUGUCAAGACCACAGAGACGCCUUCAGUGGAGGAGAUGCGGGAGUUCUAUCUCAUCCAGAUUCGAGACCUGGAGGACAGGCUGGCCCGGUACCAGCGCAAGUCCGACGAGCUGGUCUCACAGGAGAGGCUGUCGCGCCAGGAGUUGGAGCAGCUGGCCAACAGCAAGAAGGAGAUUGUGGCCUUCCUGAAGCACACGCUCAACCAGCAGGUGGAUGAGAUCACCGACCUUAAGGAGCAGCUGCAGAACCUGCAGCUGGCCAAGGAGCUGGAGAAGGACGCCUUUGAGGCGCAGCUGGCCCAGGUGCGCCACGAGUUCCAGGAGAACAAGGACCAGCUGACCACGGAGAACAUCAUCCUCGCGGGAAAACUGGCCGCCCUGGAGGAGUUCCGGCUGCAGAAAGAGGAGCUCAUGGACAAGUUCAUGGCCCUGGAGGACCAGCUACAGAGGCAGGAGAGCGAGUACAAGGACUCCGUGUACAGCCUGGAGAAGAAGUCGGUGCUGGACAAGGACAGACUGAGGAAAGAGAUCAUCCAGCGCGUGAACCUGGUGGCUGCGGAGUUCCACAAGAUGGCCUCAGACCAGACCUGGGAAACAACAAAGCGAGCCAUCAUAGAGAACAACACCAUGACGCUGCAGCUGGCCAAGGUGUCCCAGCAAGGCGUGCAGCUGCUGCAGGAGAACGAGCAGCUCAAGGACACGCAGGUGGAGCUGCGCAAACAGCUGGGGGUGCUGGAGGGCACCCAGAAGGCCAUGGCCAGGAACAGCAAGGGCCACCAAAAGAUCAUCCUCAUGCUGACCGAGAAGUGCCGCGAGCAGGAGCAGGGCAUGGCCGAGGCCAAGCAGCUGCGUCACCUGCUGAACCAGCUGGAGCAGAGUGUCCUGCAGCUGCGGACAGACAACCAGGCUCUGCGGAGCCAGAGAGAUGAGCUGAACCACCUGCAACAGCAGCAGCAGGCUGAGGUACAACGACUACAGCAGGAGCUGUCGGAGGGGCAGAAGAUUCGAGCCAGCCUAGAGGGAACUCUGGCUGAGGCCAUCUUGUACGUACAGGGUAUUCUGCAGAUGCACAUGGAUGAAAAGGACAGCGACUCUGAUGUGGCUGUCCAGCUGCAGUGCAAGGGGCUGCUGCACCAACUGCUGGCCCUGUUCAGCUCUGCCGCAGUCCUAAACCCCCAGACGGCUGCACAUCCCUGCAGCAAGAAGCAGCCCCAUGGCCCGCCCAAGCAGAGCAGAACCCGCAUCCCGAUGCCCAAGGUGACAUCGCUCCUGCAGCUGUCUGGCACCACCACUUCCCAGCCAAGGCAUCUAGGCCUGGUGCCUCGCCAAGGGCACAUCCCACCCAACCCCCAGGACAUCAGGCUACUCUCUUUUGUCACCCGCAUGGGGACUCUCCGGGCACACAGCACUCCUGAGAUCUAUGCCUCCGGUGUGCUAAGAAGGCUCAAAAAGUUCAGUCUUCCCUGAAGUUUUCCUGCAUCCCAAGUAGCACCUGGUGAGACC